AUGAGGCACCACAGCUUGAUCCACCGGCUCGAAAGUGUCCGUGAAGAGGGUUUACCUGUUAUUGAUGCUGACAGACACGUUUUCCAGGCGCACCUAAAGAUGUCAAACUCUUUGGAUGUAGAUGUGGAGACGGGAGAAUCGUAUUUUGAUACAGGUAAACUAAGUGCAUUAGGUGAGGGCAGUAAGAAGCUGCCUCAGGCGAUCAUCAUCGGCGUGAAGAAAGGCGGGACGCGCGCGCUGCUGGAGUUUCUGCGAGUGCAUCCAGAUAUUCGCGCGGUCGGAGCGGAGCCGCACUUCUUCGACCGUAACUAUGACAACGGAAUGGACUGGUACAGGGACCUAAUGCCUAAAACCCUGGAGGGCCAGAUCACCAUGGAGAAAACACCAAGCUACUUUGUGACCCGCGAGGCUCCGGCCCGGAUCUACGCCAUGUCCCGCGACACCAAGCUGAUCGUGGUGGUCCGGGACCCCGUCACACGAGCCAUCUCUGACUACACGCAGACACUGUCCAAGAAGCCUGACAUUCCUACUUUUGAGAGCCUGACGUUCAAAAACAGGACUACAGGGUUGAUCGACACCUCGUGGAGCGCCAUUCAGAUCGGCAUCUACGCCAAACACCUGGACAACUGGCUGCAGUUCUUCCCCAUGAGCCAGAUCCUGUUCGUGAGCGGAGAGCGGCUGAUCAGUGACCCGGCCGGAGAGCUGGGCCGCGUGCAGGACUUUUUGGGGCUCAAGAGGAUCAUCACAGACAAACACUUCUACUUCAACCAGACCAAGGGCUUCCCUUGUCUCAAAAAGGCCGAGGGCAGCAGCAAGCCCCAUUGCCUGGGUAAAACCAAAGGGCGGAUCCAUCCAAACAUUGACCCUGAGGUCGUGCAGCGACUUAGAGACUUCUACAGACCUUUCAACAUGAAGUUCUACCAGAUGACUGGCAGGAAAUUUGGAUGGGAUGACUGAUAGUAGACAGUGAAAUAGACCUUGGAUUUUGAAACAAGGGAGAAACAACCUUACUGUGACCUCACCAGCAACAAAACUAUGAUAACCCCCAAAGUGGUCCAAUCUGGUUGUGGAAAAUGAUAGAAAAGUCCACAUCCAACUCAAGUUAGGCACAGAACACUAUGAACAAAUGUCAAA
Messenger RNA from Sinocyclocheilus anshuiensis, 1134 nucleotides. Its product is annotated as heparan sulfate glucosamine 3-O-sulfotransferase 3B1-like. NCBI's taxonomy places the organism in Eukaryota, Metazoa, Chordata, Actinopteri, Cypriniformes, Cyprinidae. The record is from RefSeq and is a predicted model, not a curated record. Bases 1 to 957 code for a protein of 318 amino acids. Gene Ontology annotation, molecular function: [heparan sulfate]-glucosamine 3-sulfotransferase activity. The transcript has 2 exons.